Mytilus trossulus (common blue mussel) is the source of this 1627-nucleotide messenger RNA. RefSeq names its product interferon-induced helicase C domain-containing protein 1-like. The transcript is spliced from 7 exons. Lineage: Eukaryota; Metazoa; Mollusca; Bivalvia; Mytilida; Mytilidae. Gene Ontology annotation, cellular component: cytoplasm. Bases 26 to 1564 code for a protein of 512 amino acids. The record is from RefSeq and is a predicted model, not a curated record.
AGCUGUGGAACAUGUAAAAAUACUAAUGGCAAACCUCGAUGUCGUUAAACUGUCUACUGUAGUGAAAGAAAAAGAGGAUUAUGAACAACGCUUUGACACACCAACAAAGGAAAAUCUUCCAGUAGUUUCGAGAGAUGAUGACCCUGUUAUUAAAAAUAUAAUCUCUGCAAUAAAACAGGUAGAAAGGAAAAUGCAAGCUGACAGUGUAAAAUUUGAUUUUGAUAUAUUGAACACUGAUUCACAUUUAUGGAAAGAUAUAAACACUCCACCACCAGAUCGUUCAUCAAUGAGGUACUUGAACUGGCUGCAGAGAACUAAAUUGAAACUAGAGGAAAUGGAUUUUUCUGCUUUAGAGACUGAAAGCAGGGCUUAUAAAAUAAAGCGUUUUCUUCAUGCCUGUUUUAGGAAUAUAGAGGUGUAUUUACAAGCCUAUGGUACAAACGAAACUCUCGAAUAUAAAGAUGUGAAGGAAGAAUUGCAAAAAGAAUGCGAAUCGUUUGAGCAUGAAAGCCAAACAGAUUGUCAUGAGCAGGAGAAAGAAUUAGUUACAAUUAUGCAAGAAGUAAUAAAUGGGAUACCUGAAGACGAAAAAUCGAAUCCCGAUAUUAACAAGGUGAUACAAGAGUUGGAAGAUGAGUUCAAAGAAAGGGGCAAAAACUCAAGAUUUCUUAUUUUUGUGAAACGAAGAAUGACAGCAAUAAAACUUGCAGACAAACUUCCGGAUAUCUUACAUAGUCACCAUUUAACUGGUAGCUGUAUUUCAGAAGAACAGGGAGGGUUAUCAGUCGAUGAACAAACCGACGUAAUUGAGAGGUUUCAAAGUGGAAUGCACAAGUGCCUCGUAGCCACUUCUGUUGCAUUUGAAGGUAUAGAUAUUCCAGAUUGUAACAUGACAAUUCGUUAUAAGUUAGAUGCUAACGUUAUCACAAGUCUACAGAUGACAGGAAGGAUACGAAAGAAAGAAGGGAAAGGGUUGAUCAUGGGCACUUUUAAGCAAUAUCACAAGGAAACACUUAAUAUCGAACGACAAUACAUAAUGAAUAAGUCUGUAGAAAUGAUAGUUAACAAUAACGACAACCAAGCUCUUGCUAAAGAACUUGACAAACUCCAAACAGAUACUCUUAAAAAGGAAGAAAUGAAACGAAGUACAAGGAAUGCAAUAACCAAAAAAAAUGCACAAUUCGAAUUGCAUUGUCGUAAAUGUUUUAUGUUUAUAUGCAAAGGAAAUUUUCUACGGUCAUUACUUGAAUGUCAUCGUGUAGUCAUUGAUAUUGACUUAAUGGAUACGAUCAAAACUAAACCUUUAAAAAAGAAAGCCAGGUUCUUUGAUGGACUUGUGAAGAAAUAUAAAGUAGAAGGUCCAUGUUGCCACGACUGGGGCGUUAUUCUAGCCAAAGAUGAUGUGAACAUGUUAUGUCUUUCACAAGAUGAUAUAAAAGUUUACAACACAUCAGAAAAUAAGUAUGAAAAAAACUUUCGCAAAUGGAUCGAAUUUCCCUUUGAAGUCGAUGAAAUGACAGAAGAAGAGUUUCUAAACUAUCAAAAAUUGGUAAAGUUAAGCUAGACUACGGACAACUUUUCACGGUGUAGUUAUUGUGAAUUUGAACUGAUGAAAAAAAUGUGAAAA